Messenger RNA from Fusarium graminearum PH-1, 2775 nucleotides. RefSeq lists its product as uncharacterized. Gene Ontology annotation, cellular component: SIN/MEN two-component GAP complex; mitotic spindle pole body. Gene Ontology annotation, biological process: regulation of Ras protein signal transduction; mitotic spindle orientation checkpoint signaling. Gene Ontology annotation, molecular function: GTPase activator activity. The transcript has a single exon. Bases 1 to 2775 code for a protein of 924 amino acids. Lineage: Eukaryota; Fungi; Ascomycota; Sordariomycetes; Hypocreales; Nectriaceae. The record is from RefSeq and is a predicted model, not a curated record.
AUGGGUGGCACGAUCAAGCGUCUUGGUGGACGAAAGAUCCGAAAGAUCGUUCACGAUGAUUGGGAGAACGACCUAGAGAUCCCCGACUCCUCUCAAGGCCUCAAGAUAAAGAGGCCAGAGCAGCCUAAAUCCCCCGACACAUCGCGACAUGUCAGUUUUGGCUCAACUUCUACUCACACUAGUCCCAUCAAUUGGGGCAAUUCACCUCCCACUUCUCCUUUUGACCAGGAUACCCGACGAGAAUCUGGUCAUUCAAUUCAAGCUUUCCAGAGCAUGCAGUCUAUUCAGUCCGCCACAAGCAAUCUCUCAGCAGCUAUCAACUUGGAUAGAUUCAAAGAUGGCGACGAUGAUGACGAUUUCUUUGAUGGUGGUGACACUAUCAGAGCCUCCAAGACCCACCAACUUCCGAAACCUGUUUCAUUUAUCACGCCUCCCACUCCUCAGAGGGAUGUCAAGCCUGCCAAAGCCGCCAGUACUGAUGACGAUUUUGAGACGGAUCUUGAGCUUCCGUCGGAUGGAAAGCUGAAGCUCUCCAUGAGAAAGGAGAUCCCAAAGACACCUGCUAAUCAGUCGGAUGAUCUGGAUUGGGGAGAGGGGAGCCUGGGCACUCGAUGGGGUGGUACUCGACGAGACACGCGUUCUGCCCGAAACUCGGCUGCUUCCGCUCUCAGCCCAAGUAUUUCAAGUUCUAUCACUGCUGAGAGUGAAGACGAGACGUUUGAUGGAUUGGUCUUGCCUCCUGGUCCUGUUAAUUGGACUGAGAGACUCCAGCAACGCCGAAAGAGCAAAUCUCCCAACCGAAUCUCCGAGGAACCCAUUGUGCCUCCCAAGAAGGUUCCGGCUGAGGCUGAUAAACCCGAUUUUCUUGAUGGGCUCGACAUUGGCGAAGGAGAUGUUUUUGACUCGAGCAAGCUCACUCUGCACAAGAAUGUCAAAGUCAAAGAGACACGACCGGCUAGCCCGGCUCGUCCUAAGACGGCACUGUCUCUCACAUUCACAAACAAACCAGUCAAUUCGACUCGCAUACCCCGUCUGAACCACCAUGAGCGAACUCACUCAACAUCGCUGGAGCCGGUCUCUGAGAGCGGCGGUCCUAUUCCCCAGCGUACACGCCGCUCACAUUCCAGAAUGGGUCACUCGGCUCAGUCAUCCAUUGCCAGUAUGCCAACGCCUACCACAACUUCACCAUCCCGUGGGAUGCCACCCCCACCGCCACGCAGAAGGGAAGUUGGCACGCGAACCUCGACAAACUCGCUUCGCAAUGAACCAACAACAACUAGCGCUCAGCUUCUUAAGCAGAAACGCUCGAUGCCAGCGAUUCGAGCGUCGAAUACCCCGGCCAGACAGUCGGCGUACCGCCAUGAUAGGCCGCCACCAAGGUCUGAAAGCAAUCGACCGUCGUCUGGGAUUCGACCAAAAACGCCGACCGAACGACAGCGACAAGGUUCAAUGGAUAGCCCCGCAACUGUCCGCAAGACACAUCUUCCGUUCCUGCCAGCUGGUGCUUCUCAAUCACAGUCGCAGCACGUUGCUACCAAGCGCAGCGGAUUCCGUCGCCAUGACUCUGACACCUCCAUCGGCUCUAUUGAUUUGCGGCCCAGCUCUCGCACAAUUUCGCGAUCCACAAUGCGAUCGCCCAGCCCCAACCAUCGUCACCGUGCGACUGCGGAUACAUGGGAGCGGUUGAGCAAGCCGAAGAACAAGAAGAACUUUGGCGAUGGCCACGAGCUGGACGGUUUCGAUGAUUUGCCAACAUCCAGAGAAACCGAAACAAGGUACCUGAAACAGCCUACUAGCUCAGGACCCAAGGUUGCCAUGCGCAACAAGCUGUACCAGAACGUUCUUCCAGACAGGAACUUAGUGAACUCCCCAUCACACCCUGCCCCUCGACCUUCCUUCACUCCUCAUUUUGCCCGUGACACCGCUGCAAGUAGAAUUGCACGAGAGACCGCACUGGCGCAACGAGUCCCUAGCAAUGGUCCGUUGACACCUUUGAACUCUCAGCGGACCACUCAUCUUUCGUCGAGGAGUAAUUUGACUCCCACCAUUCCCCACCACUCCAACAUUCGAUCAAGGAAGCAUAAGCGACCCCAGCAGACAAAGCCGCACUUGAUUUCGAACCUGAACAGUGGCAAAGAAUCAAAGAGUAAGUUCAUCGAGAAUCAGAUUACAAGUACUCCCGCUAACCAGGAUUCAGUGGUCAAUGGAAUGUUUUACAACGCAAACACCUACAGAUGGGAGGGCAACGAAAACGCCCUCAACGUGUUUGAGCCUCCAGUACAGACACCUACUCAGGCCGUCGCCUCAACCACUACGCGCGAGAAGGAUUCGGCAACACCUCGUCCGGCAUUGAUCACUAACAUUAGUGCUACCAAGGGCGUUCAGGUCGUUGGCGGCAUGGUGUUUGACCCUCAAAACAUGUGUUGGCUCAAAUUAGACAACCCAGCUCAACCAUCCUCUGAGACUAGCGAUACUAUGGAUGGUUUUGAUGCGCUCGAUGACGACGACGAGGAUGUCUUCAAAGACAUUCCAGAUUUGGAAGACAAUACCGUCGACGAUGAAGGCGUCCAAGGUCGUACUAGCGACAUCAAGGACGAAUGGCUCGUCGGCGAAGAAUUUGACGUUGGUCCUGAGUUCAUCAGACGACAACGCGAAGAAGAAGAUCGGUGGAGAAGAAAGUGCGAGAAAUGGAUCGGCCGAGGAUCCAGAGAUCGCGAAGCUUGGCGGUGGACGAUCCGCGAGCUUGUCUCACAAUUCGCCGAUUUGGCGAUGUGA